Molecule: messenger RNA, 1119 nt
Organism: Erpetoichthys calabaricus (reedfish)
Lineage: Eukaryota; Metazoa; Chordata; Cladistia; Polypteriformes; Polypteridae
Product: odorant receptor 131-2-like
Exons: 2
Coding region: 40-984 (314 amino acids)
Biological process (GO): G protein-coupled receptor signaling pathway
Cellular component (GO): membrane
Molecular function (GO): G protein-coupled receptor activity
Source: RefSeq, a predicted model, not a curated record
CUGGCUUUUCUGAAGAUUACAGAUAAUUAAGGUAACCUCAUGGAAGUGAAUGUCUCCCAAAACAAUAACAGUCAAAUAUUUGUCUAUGGCAAAAAUAUACAAUCUAACUUUUACAGGGUGGUAUUGGCACAGGUACUUGUGUGUGUCUUCCUCUACAUCAACUUGGUGAUGCUUUUCUCGUUCUUUAAAAAAGAAGCCUUUCGACAGGAUACUCGUUACAUUUUGUUUGCUCACAUGUUGUUUGUGGAUACUAUGGUGCUGAUAGUAACAGACUUAGGAAUGCUCUUGAUAUACUUCUGUAUAUUGGUUCCAGGUGUGUAUUGUAUCCUAUUCUGCACAUUUAUGGAAACCCUUACUUCUUACACGCCAUUGACUCUGACCGCCAUGUGCCUGGAGCGCUACAUUGCUAUCUGUAUUCCAUUGAGACAUGCAGAGAUCUCCACAGUUCAACGCACUCUUUUUGUCAUUCUGUUUAUCUGGAUAUUUGGAUUCAUCCUCUGCAGUACUGAUUUUUUCGCUGUACUUGCAACACAGCCUGAGAGUUUUUAUCUGGAGAGCUAUAUUUGCAGCUAUGAAAUAAUGCUAAUAUAUGUCUGGCAAUCUGAUCUGAGAUCAUACAUCUGCCUGGUGGUAUUUAUAUCAGUGUUCCUCUUUAUUGCACUGACUUAUGUAAAAAUUAUGCAUGCAGCAAGAGCAGCUUCUGUAGAGAAAACCUCUGCCUCCAAAGCUCGAAACACUGUUGUUUUGCAUGCUUUUCAGCUUGUUUUAUCUUUAAUUUCCCUGAUUUGCCCUUUUGUUGAAAAGUUCAUUAUGCAAAUAAAUUUUCAGAUUUUUUCAGAUGUGCGCUACUUUAAUUUUCUUACUUUUACGUUAUUUCCCAGAUGUUUAAGCCCACUUAUUUAUGGUUUAAGAGAUGAAAAAUUCUGUUCUGUUUUUCAAUAUUAUAUAAUCUGUGGAAUGAAUAAACCCACUCUACAAAAUUAGAGAUGUAGAAUUCUGAUCAAAGUGGUGCUCCAGUUUAUAUCUAGUAACACCACUAAGUUUAUAUUAGAUGUAUUUGAGGUAUAAACUAGCAGUUUCAUAGUUACAUCAAAAGCUGUGCACAAGUACAAUAUAAUU